AGUCUGCAAAUUAUUCAAUGUUGAUGCGGCUUAGAAUAGUGCAGACGUUUAAUCAUCGUCUGGUGAACCUACCUCUCCUUCGCCACAGGUAUUCCACCAUGGCUUAUCCCACAGAGGAGCAGUUCACAACGGCUGAGAUAGAAGACAUUCCUAAAAAGCUAGAUCUCAUUCAACCUCAAUCACUAGCCUUGGAAGAGAUUGAGGACAGUGCUGAAAUACGCCAAAAAUACCGCCCAUUCAUCCUCAACGACAAUACAGCGACCGACUGGGUCGACCAAUUAGAGUUGCAUACGGUUCUAAAUAUGGCAGAAAGGCAUGUACGAGAUACAAAAAAAAGAUUGAAAGUUCUCGUACUCUACGGCAGUCUUCGCAAAAGAUCAUACUCGCGACUUGUGGCAUUUGAAGCUUCUCGGAUUCUCUUCCGACUAGGCUGCGACGUCCGCGUGUUCAACCCUGAGGGCCUGCCUGUGAAGAAUGAUAUCGACCAUGGUCAUAUAAAGGUACAGGAGCUGCGUGAACUUAGCAAAUGGAGCGAUGGACAUGUCUGGGUUUCUCCAGAACAGCAUGGAAAUCUCACUGCUGUUUUUAAGAAUCAAAUUGAUUGGAUCCCGCUCAGUGUCGGAAGUGUCCGUCCAACACAAGGCCGGACGCUUGCUAUUGCGCAGGUGUGCGGUGGAUCACAAUCCUUCAAUGCAGUCAAUUCUCUACGGAUCCUCGGUCGGUGGAUGCGAAUGUUUGUCAUUCCGAAUCAAUCUUCAAUUCCAAUGGCCUAUACCCACUUUCCGGACGAAGGUCAGGACGGGGACCAGAGACUCCUGCCUAGUAGUAAUCGAGACCGCUUGGUGGACUGCAUGGAGGAGUUUGUCAAAUAUAGCAUCCUGAUGCAGCCUCACUUGGAGCUAUUUGGCGAUCGCUUCAGCGAGCGCCAAGAGAAGAAGCGAAAGACAUGAGAUGGGACUUAUAUAUGAAAGAGAUAUCAGUAUUAGUGGAUAGGAUUGCUAUCCAAUAUACACAAAUAUGGAAUUCUUCCACAACGGUAAGCGUGGAGAUCUAAGCACGGCUCUCAAAUAGACUACUCGGAUUUCAAUUCUUUCCAGACACUCUCGUCAUACUCGCUCAUUAGCUCGGUGUAUUCUGGACCUGCGGCAACCCACCCUUUGACACCCCCUUCAAGUACAAGGCUCUGCAGAGUUGUAUCCUGCUGUUCUUCCAAAUAAUCCGCGAACCAACCAGCGGCGCGCACCCCUCGGCCUCUCGAUGAGCUUCACAUUACUCUGCGAUAGAA
Molecule: messenger RNA, 1285 nt
Organism: Talaromyces proteolyticus
Lineage: Eukaryota; Fungi; Ascomycota; Eurotiomycetes; Eurotiales; Trichocomaceae
Product: arsenic resistance protein ArsH
Exons: 3
Coding region: 18-950 (310 amino acids)
Molecular function (GO): oxidoreductase activity
Source: RefSeq, a predicted model, not a curated record